Molecule: messenger RNA, 348 nt
Organism: Thelazia callipaeda (thelaziosis nematode)
Lineage: Eukaryota; Metazoa; Nematoda; Chromadorea; Rhabditida; Thelaziidae
Source: the annotation of a GenBank genome assembly
AUGCCGUAUUUAACAAUCGAUACAAACGUGCCUCGAGAACAAGUUACAGUGGAAUUUUUAAAGAAGGCAUCGAGUACAGUGGCUAAAGCACUUGGAAAACCAGAAAGUUAUGUGUCUGUCCAUGUGAAUAGCGGACAGUUGAUGACCUUUGGUGGUUCCACGGAUCCAUGCGCUGUUUGUGUUCUGAAGUCGAUUGGAUGCGUUGGUGGCAGUGUCAAUAAUUCACAUGCUGAAAAAUUGUUCAGUUUACUGAGUGCUGAUUUGAAGAUUUCCAAAAAUCGCUGCUACAUUGAAUUUGUUGACAUAAAAGCAUCCGAAAUGGCUUUCAAUGGACGCACCUUUGGAUAA